UCGGGAAUGUGGUGCAGCCUCCACUUUAAUCCUACACGGUGAACAGCCGCGUGUCGGCGGCGCUGUGAAGAUGCCGAGAGAUGCUCUGAUCUUCCGGCUCUGUCCGCGAACGCGCUCGCGCUGUAAGAUGCGCAUGUGACGACAAAAGCCCAAGCAGGACCCGGUUUCUCUCUCACUCACUCACACACGCGCACACACAUAUAUAGAAAGCACCGCCAUCCGAGACACUGAGAAAUCUAACAGACGGCAUCAGGCUGAUCAGAUCUGAAUAGACGAGGUUUGCCGGGAUUUAACUGUUCAGAGUGCCGGCUCUGGCCCAGGCUGCAGCCAUGCCUCUCCUGGAAGAAAACACUCCACAAGAGCACCCACCUACUGUCCCUGUGGUCAUCAUAGGCAAUGGUCCAUCGGGGAUCUGUCUGUCCUACCUGCUCAGUGGGUACAAGCCCUACUUAGACCCAACUACUGUCCACCCAAACCCUGUACUAUACAGGAAGCUGCAGGAAACGAAGCACCUACCAGUCACUGAACAGGAUCUGGAAUAUUUGAGCGAAGGUCUUGAGGGGCGGUCAAGGAACCCUGUGGCGGUGCUUUUUGACACGUUGCUGCACCCCAAUGCUGAUUUCGGGUACGAUUUCCCUCCUGUGCUUCAGUGGAGGAGGGACAAGCAGCAACACAUCCCGCAUCUGGUGCUGGGGAAGGCAACACCCGGGGGUGCUUGGCAUGCAAUGGAAGGUUCCAUGCUGACCAUCAGCCUUGGCAUCUGGAUGGAGCUGCCCGGGGUCAACUACAGAGACCUGACGAAUGGAAAACGCAGGGAUGUAACCAGCGACAGAGCCACCCCAGAGGAAAUCUCCUCCUAUUACCGUAACUAUGUGAAGCUAAAGGGUCUCCAAAAGAAUUUUGUCGACAACACCUACGUGACCUCCGUCCAGAAACUCUGCCGGGGGCAUGAGGGGCAAAGUCUGGUGAAUGGAAACAGCGAUCAAGGAGAUCUCGGGGUGGGAGAUGGUGAGAAUGAGGGAAAUAAAGUUGAGUGUGUAACCAGUGGAGGAGGGGGGGCACUCUGGGAGGUUAGGGGAUAUCAGCAGGUGCAGAACAAUAGUCACGUCCCCUUUUCUCUGUUUGCCGAGAAUAUAGUUCUGGCCACCGGUGCGUCUGAUUCUCCAAUUCGAUUAGGUGUAGAAGGGGAGGACUUGCCGUUCGUAUCCCACAGUAUCUCAGACCUGGGACUGGCUCUAAGUCAGAGAAAGCUGGAUAUGACCUCUGACCCCGUUUUAAUUGUUGGUGCCGGUUUAAGUGCUGCAGAUGCGGUUCUGUGCGCAUGCAGCAGCAAAAUAAGAGUAUUGCACGUUUUCCGUAAGCGUGUAGAUGACUCCGACCUCAUCUUUAAACAGCUGCCGAAGACCCUGUACCCAGAGUACCACAAAGUCUACAACAUGAUGUGCUCUCAGACCUACCUGAGCAUGGCUGCCUCCUCUGAGCCUAACAGACCCCAGGCAGUGAGCAUUGCUUCUUCAGUAUGUGCCAAAAUGUGCCCAAAACCACAACUUGCCACAGGCAACAUGGCUGCUAAUGCCAGUGUAAGUCUGUUCCCAGACUACACCAGUUUUCCUGAACACUGCGUGGUAUCUCUGCAGUCUGACAUGAAGUGUUUGCUGCAGGGGAACAACUCCCUCAAGGCCUUCAAGAUUUCCAUGGUCUUUGUCCUGAUUGGGACCAAUCCCAACUUGUUUUUCUUGAAGGGUCAGGGCCAGUACCUGGGGCAGGACCCAACAAAGCCCAUCUCCUGCAAGCAGAACCCCAUCGACAUCCACCCAUACACGUUUGAGUGUACGAAGGAGCCGGGUCUGUUUGCCAUGGGUCCCCUUGUGGGAGACAACUUUGUUCGAUUUUUGAAAGGCGGCGCUUUAGCCAUCGCCUCCUGUCUGCUGAAGAGGCUCAAGAAGAAAGGGAAAGUCAUCAGCAAUGGAGGAAAUAAUUUCAUCUGAACACGCGAUGGAAAAGUAAGAAGUGUUUGUGUUGGUCGCAGGGCACACGUUUUUAGUGCUUUUACCAACUCAAGGGAAAGGGGAAGGUGACAACAAGAAUCUGAAUCUGUUUUAAUCAUUAAUGCAGUUCUUUUCACAUCAAAGCUUUCUCGUUUUUACAACACGGAGACCAAAAAGACAAUGGAUGUAAAUCAAUUAGUUUCUAAAGAAACAGAAGACAACGCUCAAGAGUCUUGUCUGGCUUCAUAAGAAGUCUCCAGAAGUCCACUUUGAGAAUGUGCCAACGUUUUCUAGCCGAUCUGUAACCUCACAACUGAAUGGGACCUUACCUUCAUCAGGGUUAUUUAUUCGUUCAACUACGCCUACGUCUGUUUUCUUACCAUUAGGAGAGGGAACACUGACCUUGACUGACAUACCUUUACAGUAGCCAUGGUUUUAUAGGAUGUGUCAGAAUCUGUGGCACAAAACAAAUCUAGAACUACAGAUGUGUUAAUGUUCCUGAUAACUCUGAGCCUAUCAUUUUUACUUUUUCUAACUUAUGACUUUUUUCGGGGCUGCUAUGUUACAGUAAGUAUUCAGAGCCAUAUACCUAAAAAAAGUGGAAGUAUGAAUAAUCAGACCUGUUGCUCUACUGUAGUUACAACUGCAGUAUAACCUACUGAAAGGCUUUCUAUGCAAAUCAUUUCACUUGCAGAUGAUGAAUGUAUUCUUGGCGCCAACAGCUAAUUACUGUGAGCAUCAAGUUUGGAUUAAAGUGGAUAUAGAAACCGAAGGUCAGUCUACUUUCAUACAGUGCUUCACAGCGCUUGGGAAUUUUAAAUGUACAUUAGCCUUUUCCCAGUGCCAUUUUUUUCCCAAAGAUUUUUUUUCUUGGAUUUUAUUUUUGAGAUAAUUUAUGAAUUUCUGGUAAUUAGCAGCCAUAACUAUGUUAUGAUAAAGAAGAAUCUUUCACCAAAGCUCCUCAGAAAUGAAUUCACAUUACACCACAAUAAUAAAGAAAAUUAUUAUUAUUAAUUUUAUUUUAUGAUAAAAUUAUCAUACAGAUGGUGGUUGAAAAUAGCAUGAAUCAGGAAACAUCAGUAUGGUUCUUUAGCUUCAAGAAAUGUUCGAAAAAAUGUUUUUAAUGCAAAUCCAUAAUAUGGUGACUAAGAGAAAAUGAGCUUCAAAAAGAAAAGACCGGAAAAAGUACGUUAAUAAUAAUGGUGUUCAAAUAAACCUUUUUCUAUUUUUUAA
Betta splendens (Siamese fighting fish) is the source of this 3221-nucleotide messenger RNA. RefSeq names its product oxidative stress induced growth inhibitor family member 2 (gene osgin2). The record is from RefSeq and is a predicted model, not a curated record. Lineage: Eukaryota; Metazoa; Chordata; Actinopteri; Anabantiformes; Osphronemidae. The coding region runs from base 330 to 1988 and encodes 552 amino acids. The transcript is spliced from 6 exons.